Physella acuta is the source of this 1375-nucleotide messenger RNA. Its product is annotated as glutamine amidotransferase-like class 1 domain-containing protein 1. Lineage: Eukaryota; Metazoa; Mollusca; Gastropoda; Physidae. Gene Ontology annotation, molecular function: glyoxalase III activity. Gene Ontology annotation, cellular component: cytoplasm. The record is from RefSeq and is a predicted model, not a curated record.
UGUUUACUGAUUUCAUAAAAUGGCGACGUCAAGGGGUAGUUGUCUAGUGGUCAUCAGUUCUGCUGCUGAAGGUGUAUCAGCUGCCUCUUUUAUGCAAGCUUGUUCUCUGGUAAACCAAAGCUUUGCUAUUCAGUUGGCGUCACCAGGGGGUCGGCAGGCAGAAUAUAUCAACCAAGAUGACUCAAACAGACGAUGGUUCAAUGAAUUUAGAUCUAAAUCAAGCUCAACACCUAUAGCUUUAGACACCGUAGAUGUGAACCGUUAUUCAGCCAUGCUGAUCCCAGCGUGCCCAGGUGCUAUUCAUGAUCUAGCAACAAACAGUGACCUGGGUCAGAUUGUCAGCCAUUUUAUUAAUGAAAAAAAACCCAUCUGUGCUAUUGGUCAUGGUGUGGCAGGCUUGUUCUCUGCUAGGAAAGAAGAUGGAAAAUCUUGGUGGUUAGACGAUUACUGUUUAACUGCUCCAUCAUUAUUUGAAGUAGGUCACCUACCUGAUUUUGCUUCUAUGCCAAUUAUACCUGAAGAUUUUAUUAAAGACCAUGGUGGAAAAUAUACAGCCACUGAAGCUGAUGGUGUUCAUGUUGUAGUGGACAGAUGUGUCAUAACUGGACAAAAUGUACAUUCAACAGUCAUAGCAGUACAGAAUCUGAUUUUAAUGUGUUCCCAAAACAAAUAAUAUUUAGGCAAAUGAAAGCCCCAAGUACUCCAUUGAACCCUAAGUUGCUUUGACUCUGAUCUUCAUCAUCAUCAAUGCUCAUACAGCAAAGUUGACUGGAAGAAUGGAAUUAGAGUAUUUUAUAACUAGCCUCACCCUUGACGAUAGGGAAGAAGUGUGCAAUUUAAAAUAUGUAAAUAACAACAUAAUUUGUUCAACUUAAUUAAUGUACUAGAAUUUAUAAAAUACUUAUUUUCUAAACAUCCUGAAUUUUUAGCAUAAUACAGGAAAUCAAGUAAAAUGUAUUUUCAUAACCAGUUAAGCACAUUUAGGCUAUUAUAUAUAUAUCGGUAGGUAACAAGAGGCUAUUCACAUGAUGGUAACUUCCUGUAUAUUAUUUUAGAGUAAAAUGUGUAUAUAAGAUGAAUAGAUAUAUUAUGUUGUAUUCCUUAGUUUCCAAUAAGGGAUUGUGAUUUACAAAGGUGAAUAUAUGUUCUUGUAAGUUAAGAGGAGUAGGUAUACAAAGUAAAUAAAGGGAAGUAACUACCAGGCUUUUAUGUUCCAAUAUAAUUCAUUUAAAUAUUUGAUGAAACUGUUAGCAAAUAAAAUUAUUAAUGUGUGAGACGAUGCAUUUAUAUGUAUUGCAUGUAAUAAGCUGAACCAUGUACAGAAUUUGAGAAAAUGUAAAUUGUUUACAAAUGAAUGUUUAAAAUAAACAUUAAU